Messenger RNA from Nezara viridula (southern green stink bug), 977 nucleotides. The record is from the annotation of a GenBank genome assembly. Lineage: Eukaryota; Metazoa; Arthropoda; Insecta; Hemiptera; Pentatomidae.
GCUGAUCGAUGUUCCCUGUUUUCUUAACAGUUUUUGGAAAUUUAUUCUCGAAAUGCUAGUUCGUAAACCGCGUUGUUAUAGUUUUGACUGCAGGGAACUUAAUUCAAUCAUUUUAUCUCGUUAAAGAUGGUUUAUGAAGGAGAAAACAACACAUUCCAUAAUGGAUUGGGAACAGAUGAAAAGAAUAUGUCAGUUUUUCAUUCACUUCAGGAAUUUCCAAGUGGCACAGAUGAGUGGAAAUAUAGUAUGCGGAGAUGUAUGCAAGAAAUAGUUCCGAGUCUAUUUCUUGGACCUUAUUCAGCAGCAAUCAAGUCUAAAUUAAAUGAAUUGAAAAGUCAAGGAAUCACUCACAUAAUUUGUGUCAGGCAUAUUUUAGAAGCCAACUUUAUAAAACCUAAUUUUGAAGACCAAUUCAAAUAUUUGGUGUUGGAAAUUGCCGAUUCAGUGACUGAAAACAUAAUUCAUCUCUUUCCUAUUAUUAAAAAAUUCAUAGAUGAAUGUUUAGCUUCGGGUGGAAAAGUAUUAGUGCAUGGAAAUGCCGGCAUAUCUCGUAGUGCUGCAUUAGUCCUAGCAUAUAUUAUGCAAAGAUAUGGAAUAACUUGCAAAAGAGCACAUGAAAUCGUUCAACAGAGGAGAUUCUGUAUAAAUCCUAACGAAGGAUUCAUGGCCCAGUUACGGGAGUUCGAAGCAAUAUAUCGGGCUCAGCGCGAGCUUACGGACGUCCAACCAUCCUCUGUAAAAGGAAGGCACAAAAGGACUUGUGAGGAAAUAGAAGAGAUAUAACUUAUCAUCUAAUAAACAUGUACAUAAAACAGUAUACUUAAUUAUUUAUUUAAUUUUGACUUUAAUUAUUUUUUUAACUUUAAAAAUUGAAAUGAUUUUUUUAACUCUUUUUAAAAGAGUUCUCAAAUGUUUCAGAAAUAUUGCCAAUUGCAUUUAGUUGUAAUUCUUAACAUAAUUUUUAAAAAAAAAUUAUG